Acanthopagrus latus (yellowfin seabream) is the source of this 3904-nucleotide messenger RNA. It is a transcript of the gene rassf2a, whose product is annotated as Ras association domain family member 2a. Gene Ontology annotation, biological process: positive regulation of protein kinase activity; regulation of non-canonical NF-kappaB signal transduction; signal transduction. Gene Ontology annotation, cellular component: nucleus; cytoplasm. Lineage: Eukaryota; Metazoa; Chordata; Actinopteri; Spariformes; Sparidae. The record is from RefSeq and is a predicted model, not a curated record. The transcript is spliced from 10 exons. Bases 308 to 1294 code for a protein of 328 amino acids.
AGCUCCGCCACAACAGAUGGAUCGCUCGCGCUCUCCUCCUCCCUCCACCACCACCACCACCACCGCCUCCUGGAUGCACGAGCCCCAGUGAUUGUUCCAACUGCAGGAGAGCGAGCGAGUUGACCGAGGAGUUUUAAACCCUUUUUUGAACGGAAAGUCGAGCCGCCGUUGACGGGAGGAGAAGGAGAACGAGGAGGACCGGAGAGCUUGCGUCCCCGGGUUUGGUGAGCCGAAAUAGGAGCUCCAAAAGUGGGCAGGAAUCAGACAGAGGCGUCCAUGUAGCUAACUCCUCUCAUGCUGACUGAGAAUGGAUAACGCACAGUGUGGGGUUCAGAUCGGAGAGAACAAGUUCAUCAGCAAGGUAACAGUCCUCUCACAUCUCAAGACGUACAACCUCUACUAUGAAGGACAGAAUCUGCAGCUCAGACACAGAGAAGAAGAGGGGGAGUUGAUCUUUGAGGGCUUGCUCAAUAUAUUCUGGGGCCUGCGGCGACCAAUCAGGCUUCAGAUGCAGGAUGACCAUGAGCGAAUCCGACCACCCCCCUCCUCCACGUCCUGGCACUCAGGUUGCAAUCUGGACAGUCAAGGUUCCCCCAACAGCACAGAUGGUCAACAGGCGACACAGCAGAGCCCGCCCUCAGUGGAAGUGACGCCACCUGACAGCCAACCAGAGGACAACGGUGUGAUGGAAGAACAGGCAGAAGAAGAGGACAAUGAGAGCUCCACUCAGCUCCUCAGGACGAAGAGUGAUGCAGGGGUCUUGAGACGGGGCCAGCGACGGUCACCGAGCGACCAGAGGAAAAUUCGACGUCAUCGCUUCUCCAUCAACGGACACUUCUACAACCACAAGACAGCAGUGUUUACUCCUGCUUAUGGAUCAGUGACUAAUGUUCGGAUUAACAGCUGCAUGACAACACCUCAGGUGCUGCGAGUUCUCCUUAACAAGUUUAAAAUUGAAAACAGCCCGGAUGAUUUUGCGAUCUACCUUGUCCAUGCAAGUGGAGAGCGUGUGAAACUGAAGCGUAGUGACUAUCCUCUGGUGCUGAGAGUGAUGCAGGGUCCAUGCGAACAGGUCUGCAAGGUUUUCCUCAUGGAAGAAGACCUUGGAGAAGAAGUCACAUAUGAUGUGGCGCAGUAUAUCAAGUUUGAAAUGCCUGUCCUGAGGAGUUUUAUUACCAAACUGAAGGAGGAGGAGGACAGAGAAGUGCAGAAACUCAGGAGAAGGUAUACUUACCUGCGGUGUAUAAUUGAGAAGCAGCUCAACUGUCUUCCAGAGGGUGCGACAUGUAUGUGAUGUGCCCAUUGAACAGUCAAAACAUCACCCAGUGUACCACAUCCUCCAUCCAGCUGUGACCAACAGAGAGACCAAGAAUCAGCUGACAUGUGUAUGUUUCAGCGUUCAUCCUGCUUAUCAAAUCAUCCAUUUAGCACAGACAGAAGUUAAACAUGCUCGACUGUGUGCAUGUUAAGUGUGACCAUCUCAGCUGUAGGCUUUAGAUUCAUGUCGGCUACCAAAGCCUGGUUAUGAGUCACAAACACUUUAUAUUUCCCUGUUUCUCUCUUCAGCCAAGUCACCAGAAUGAAAUGUCGGCAUUGUAUGCUUCCGCAAACCACACCUACACUGAAUUUGUAUCUUUCAUACAUAUCCUAUCCACAUUUGUAUAAAACGUGCCAAGAGACCACUGUAUCAACAAAACCAGGCAUUUUAAGGUAAAGCACAAUCUUAUCCUAACCCUGACCAAGUGGUUUUAGUUCCUGUACCUAAUCAGACUUUAUCCAUAGCAUUGUCACAACAUGAAGAUGAAAAUCGAAAAGUUAGGUGGAUAUGAUAGGUAUUAAAUGUACAUAACAGAAACAAAAGAAAGUCAUUAAAAGUAGUUCCAGUAAUGCCAACAUUUAUUCUGGUGAUUGGGUUCUUUUCUUCGUCAUCACAUGGAAACGCACAGAAAGACAUUCCUCUACUGAGCAAUUUCAUCCUUUUAACAGUGCAGUACUUUGCAGAAUGAGCCUAAAAUGAGACGUCCUAUGUUCUGUCUACUCCUUGGAUUGCAAGCUGAUACCCAAAAUCAAUUUAAAGCACAAACAUCAUAUAUUAUGGUCUUAGUCAAGUGCCUGUUAAAGGAUUUCUCCAAGCACAAAAACACAGAGGACAAACUGAACCACAACAGACCACAAUGUUUCAGUCAAUGUGAAAACGACCAGACCACAAAGGAACAGUCCCACAUCGCACUGUGUGCCUUUAUGUUCCUCACUGGUACCCUAUGGAGUUUUGAUCACUAAUACUGCUAUCAAACAGUGUUUUCACUAAUGGGUCGCCAUAUUUGUUUGUUCUGAAACAUGCGCACAACCACACAAGUUGCGGUAACUUACCAAGAUAUGCAGCAAGGCAGGGAAGAACAUUGCUAACAAGUAGAAAUGAAAGUGAACAAUGCAGUUUUUCGAAAUUAUCAAAAAAUAUGCUUUACAUUUGUUUUGUAAGGAAUCAAACUGAACCUUGGUUUGUUUACUAGAAAAAUCCACAGGGCACCAUUAAAUAAUUUGAUUGACCCUCUCCAAGUCAUCGCAGCUGAGAAGUUCACCGCAGGGAUUAUUAAGGGCCUAUGAACAGAUAAUCUGUUUAUGUCAUGACCGUAAAUCUGUUGGUGGUCUGAUUGGGACAAGCUUCUCCUUAGACUCAUUCAGAUUGAAUGUUACAGAUAUUUUAUGAUUGAGCUUCUGGGAAUAGUUUGACAUUUUGAGAAAAACCCCACUCAGUUAGAUGUUAUCUGUUUGUUAACUAUGUGACUCUAUUGCCAGCAGCUGGUUAGCUUAGCGCAGCACAAAGACAGGUGGAAACUGCUAGAUUCUGUCAAGGGGUAACAAGAUUCACCUACCAGCACUGGUCAAGCCCAGUAAUUAGCAUUUUGUAUUUAAUUUGUUUGAAUCAAACACUAAAUAAGUUGAGACAAGGUUUGGCACACAACCCAUCAUAAAACAGUGAUUAGUCAUUUUUAUGCUUUUAUGGUUUUUGUACAGAUUAAACAGGAAAAAACACAGUAAUUAGUGAGCUUUAGUGCUUGUAGGUGGAUUUUGUUUUCUUGUUAAGGUGUUUCUCCCUGUAUCCAGUCUUUAUGCUAAAUUAAGAUAACCAGCUGUUAGCUUUAGCUUUAUAUCUGCCAGUUGUGAAGAGGGCUACUGAUAUUCUGAUCAAACUCUCUGCAACAAUUAAACAAUAACAAAAUAAGAACAAUGCUUUUAUCCCCCAAAAGUCAAACUAUUCCUUUUUAAAGAACAAAAAAAAUCCAGCGUGAAAAAAAAACGUAGCAUUUUUCAGCCCCAUUUCUUUCCUGGUCGAUUGUCCUCUCUUUGCAUCACUGCCUUAUGUAAAAUGGCAAAAAGAUGUCAUGUUAAUGUUUUAAAAGCACAGGAAUAUUUCAGCGUAUUUCUCCACACAAUGACUUCCGGAUUGAUUAUAUAUUUGACUGACUGUACAAAAACACAAAAAUGAUUUUACGUGCAACAGUUUACGACGCAAGAAGCACAACAGACGACUGUGAAUCACGCCGAUGAUCUUUGAUGGUAGAAUGUUGUAAAUGUUUGAAUGAGAAUUUAAAGGCAACACAGUUUUGCCCCCACAUGUACAGCGCUCCGCAUACGUCUGCUUUUGUCCGUGUGUGUUCAAUAUCUCUAACAUUGUUGAAAAGGUCAUCAAGUGAGUGUGUAUGAUCCAGAGUGUGCAUGUUGUAUUUUUAGUGUCUCUUAAGACUUGCCUGCUUUUGUAUCGUGUCUUUUACAAAAAAAUAAUGAAGAACAUUUAGUCUUUAAGAUGUUAAGAACUCAUGCCACUUCUUGGGAAAUGUAGAGUUUUUUUCUUACAAUGAUUGUUAUUUAAUAAUAAAAAAAAACAAGUUAUGUUGAGAAAAGA